AUGCGUAACAUGCAGAAGAUGGCUGCUACGGUUACUGUCGAGUUAGCUCGACGUCUCUGCGUUCUUAUAGUGGUCACAGGUGUCACAAGCAAUGUUGUAUUGAGAGUAGCGAGUACGGAGUGUGAUGAUAACGUCAUCAGCUGUCCUUGUGGCACUGAUGGAAGAAAUACAGUCGUCACUGUAAAAAUGUGCUUCAACGUGAGCGCUGGUUGUCUACCCUGUGAUGGACCUUAUACCUCACAGUCUAUCUGCGAACAAUUCCGGUACUGCAAGACGUGCCACAACAGCAAGGACGGGGGAUGCGAAUCCUGCCCACAGGGGCGUCAUGGCAAGAGGUGCCUUAAUGAGCAGACAUGUGGUCGGCCACCACCCUUAGAAAAUGGCUUUUAUGAAGGUUCUGACUGGGAGGAGGAAGAUCGUGUUCGUUAUUAUUGCAAGUAUCAGUGGAUACUUAGCGGAGAUUCCGAGCUGGUUUGCCAAAAUGGACGUUGGACAGGCAAGAUCCCGACAUGCAUAAAAGGCUGUGGUCCUCCACCAGAUAUACCUAACGGGCAUUAUGACGGUUCUAACUGGACAAACGGGGGGCGAGUGCGUUACAUCUGUAAAACAGGACGGUCCCUAAUUGGUGACCCGGAACUAAUCUGUGAUGGCAGUCGAUGGAUAGGUGUUGUGCCAUCAUGUGGUAAACAUUGA
Liolophura sinensis is the source of this 693-nucleotide messenger RNA. Its product is annotated as clotting factor C-like. The coding region runs from base 1 to 693 and encodes 230 amino acids. The transcript has 5 exons. The record is from RefSeq and is a predicted model, not a curated record. NCBI's taxonomy places the organism in Eukaryota, Metazoa, Mollusca, Polyplacophora, Chitonida, Chitonidae.